This is a messenger RNA of Eucalyptus grandis, 948 nucleotides long. Its product is annotated as cysteine-rich repeat secretory protein 38. Bases 50 to 772 code for a protein of 240 amino acids. NCBI's taxonomy places the organism in Eukaryota, Viridiplantae, Streptophyta, Magnoliopsida, Myrtales, Myrtaceae. The transcript has a single exon. The record is from RefSeq and is a predicted model, not a curated record.
UCAUCUCACAGCACAUUCAUAUCAUAUCAUCAUAUCUUUAAGUAACAAUAUGUCUUCGGCCCGCUUUAUCUUGCUCUCGCUCUGUUCCGCCCUCCUCCUCAGGGCCGCCCUCGGCGCCGACCCACUCUUCCACUUUUGCUCCAACCCUGAGAACUUCACCGUGAGCAGCCCGUAUGAAUCCAACCUCAACAAGCUCACCAGCUUCCUCUACACCAAGACCCCUCCCUCAGGCUUUGGCCUCAGCUCCAUCGGCCAAUACCAAAACCAGGUCUUUGGCCUUGCAUUGUGCCGAGGCGACGCAUCACCCUCAGUCUGCAAGACCUGUGUAGCAGACGCUGGCGCUGAGAUCCGCCGCCGCUGCCCUCGCAACAAGGGGGCGAUAAUCUGGUACGAUGACUGCAUGUUCAAGUACCUCGACGCUGACUUCUUCGGCCAGAUCGACAAAACCAACAAGUUCUACAUGUGGAACCUGAACGACGUGAGCGACCCUGCGUUGUUCAACGGCAAGGUAAGGGCGAUGCUGACCAGGCUGGCUAAGGCAGCCUCCUCAAUUCCGAGGCUGUACGCCGCUGGAGAGAAGGGAGUGGACAGUAAGACGAAGCUGUACGGAUUGGUGCAGUGCACGAGGGAUCUGUCGGCAACCGAGUGCGAGAAGUGUCUGGAGGGCGCAAUCGGUGAGCUUCCGAGCUGUUGCGACGGAAAGGAAGGUGGGCGAGUGGUCGGCGGGAGCUGCAACUUCCGAUACGAGAUUUACCCUUUUGUCAAUGUUUAAGAGUCCUUGCUCAAGGACCUUGGCAUGGUUUGAUCAUCCUCUAGCUAGGGUGUUCCUAGCGGAAAUUACGGAAAAUAAAGUGAAGGAGAGUGGGGAAUAAAUCCGACUCUUUCGUUAUAAGAAGAAAUUGUGUAAUAUUCAAGACGAGAAAAUAAAGAUAUCUCUUUCAUUCCCUA